AUGGAGACGGAAGCAGCUGGACCUGCACCAAUCAGCAUCCCGGGUUCCACCCGUACGGACACUGGAGCAGAAACUUCUGACCAAGCCAGCAGGCCACACAUCAUCACAUUCGGUGAUGAGCCGGGGGCUGGAAAACUGCGCAGCCCACGCGGAGUGGCAGUUUCCCCCGACAACAAGAUCUGGGUGGCUGAUCGGUCUAAAUCGCACCUCCAAGUCUACAGCAUGGAAGGUGCUUACCUGUACCAGUUCCCACAAGCUACUGGGCUAGGGUACCCAUCAAAGGAGCCAUAUGAUGUGUCCAUCGACAAGGAUGGCCAUCUGUGGGUCUUGAUGAUUGGAUACCCUGCCAGCCCUGACUCCGUGGUACAGGUCAGCAGGGCUGGCCAUCUCAAAGCCAACUUUGACCUGCCUGACACUGUGCCACGGGGAGGGGUCCGCGGAAUGGCCGUGGGUCUGCACAAUGACCACGUGUUCGUCACAUGGUCUGACGGUUACAGCCGUGGUGGUGUGCAGGCCUUCACGCCGGAUGGGACACUCCUGUGGGGCGUCGGUCCGCGGAUGAAGACACCUAUGUUCGUCGCCGUUGACGGGAAAGGAGACAUCUUCGUCUCCGACUUCGGCACUCACUUCAUCUACAAGUAUGACGAGGCCGGCCGGUACGUGAUGAGGUUCGGAGGACCGGGAGUGGGUGGUGGUGAGCUGAGGUAUCCCGAAGGCAUCUGCGUGGACAGUUCUGGUCACAUCAUGGUGGUGGACCAAGAUAACCAGCGCGUGGUGAUGUACACCGGCCGGGGCGUGUAUGUCCGCCACAUUGCCGCCCGUGCUGAAUACCCAUCAGGGGUGGCAGUGGGUCCGGGGGGACAGCUGGUUGUGACCAAUAAAAACACAAUCACUGUCUUCACCGGCUACUGA
Molecule: messenger RNA, 912 nt
Organism: Branchiostoma floridae (Florida lancelet)
Lineage: Eukaryota; Metazoa; Chordata; Leptocardii; Amphioxiformes; Branchiostomatidae
Product: tripartite motif-containing protein 3-like
Exons: 2
Coding region: 1-912 (303 amino acids)
Biological process (GO): negative regulation of translation; protein polyubiquitination; proteasome-mediated ubiquitin-dependent protein catabolic process
Molecular function (GO): ubiquitin protein ligase activity; protein binding; translation repressor activity
Source: RefSeq, a predicted model, not a curated record